AGACAACAACAACAAAGCCGAUUUUCGUCAUCUGCGCGCGCCCACAACGUGAUUGUUUGCUGAACGAAAUCCUAUACCGAGGUUUGUUCGUUGUCCACUGCUAAGUUUUACGGAUAUACUCAAGGAUACGUUUUGAAACAACAUUCCUUUACUCAAUGAUAGCCUGCAUGCGCUGACUGAACCUCCGCCUUCAAAGCUCGAAGCUACAGUCUCCAGGCCAAGUUUACCUAAAGGCUCUCCAUCUUCAUCUGAAUAUUGGUUUACAUUAAUCAGCGCACUGUAUAGGCCGCAGAUAGCAAAAUCACAGGGCCUUGGCUUGUAGAAUCCGGUCAGAAAACAUGAUGCGCAAAGUUGUACCACGCAGCGUUGGUGUUGACACAGAUCGUGGUUUCUUACCAAAUCUCCCAUCACCAUAUACAUUUACAGGUGCACGAUCUGAGCAGACAAGGACAAAGACCUCCGACUUCACAACGACCAGCACAAUUCUAGUUGGCUCCGAUCUCACACCCUUCCAAAUUCACACUAGCCUCCUUACAUCGAAAUCCUCCUACUUCCGCGCCGCACUCAACGGCCCGUUGGUAUUCAUAGAAUCAGAAACCAACAGUAUAACACUUGACGAUGUCUCCGUUGAGCACUUCCAAAUCCUCGUCACCUGGCUCUACACCUCCAUUCUAUCCACGCCUUUCAAAGACGAAAAACCAGCAUACUAUACUCUCCUCCAUGUCUACGCUCUGGCCGAUCGACUAGCUCUAGAAGGCGCCAGGAAUGCUGUCGUGGACGUGAUUAGCGAUCUAGCUGAUGAGACGAAUAGCGUUCUGACGCCUUGUGAUACUCGUAUUCUGUACGAAGAAAUUCGUGAUUCGUCACCUUUACGCACCCUCGUUCUCGAUCUCUUCGCGUUCAAGAAAACAGAUCGAUUGAUAGACUCGCAUGGGGAUUGGUGGCACGAAGACUUUCUUCGCGAUCUGACUGUGCAUUUGAAGAGGCCAUGUGCGCAGGCUAUGCAGAGGCAUCGGUUGCGGAUGUGGUGCCCGGUAUCGUGGCAUACCACUCGUGCUUGCGACUAUUGUGGGAUUGUGCUGCCACCUAGGUUUGGGGCGGUGGCUUGUGAAGACUGUUGUGUAGCGUUUUGUACACGGUGUGUGGAGGGGAGUGUUGCAAUGGCAAGGUGGGAGGAUGGGAGAGGGAGACUUGAGGUUUUAGAGGAGCAGGAAGAUAUUGCAGGUGGUGUAACCGGGGAGGUAAAGAGAUGGGAGGCAUGUAAGCCGUGGAGGGGAGCAAGGUGUGCGCUUUAUCAUGAGCAUGCUCAGACAGAGAGAUGCGCAGAUGUCUUUCUGGGGAGAUGA
Alternaria alternata is the source of this 1346-nucleotide messenger RNA. RefSeq lists its product as hypothetical. Lineage: Eukaryota; Fungi; Ascomycota; Dothideomycetes; Pleosporales; Pleosporaceae. The record is from RefSeq and is a predicted model, not a curated record. Gene Ontology annotation, molecular function: protein binding. Bases 339 to 1346 code for a protein of 335 amino acids. The transcript has 2 exons.